Populus euphratica (Euphrates poplar) is the source of this 1912-nucleotide messenger RNA. Its product is annotated as F-box/WD repeat-containing protein 11-like. NCBI's taxonomy places the organism in Eukaryota, Viridiplantae, Streptophyta, Magnoliopsida, Malpighiales, Salicaceae. The record is from RefSeq and is a predicted model, not a curated record. Bases 116 to 1483 code for a protein of 455 amino acids. Gene Ontology annotation, molecular function: protein binding. The transcript has a single exon.
UCAACCGGUUCCAACUUUCUGCCUCCCAAACUUUCCUACAAGAAUCUCUCAAAGCUAAUUGCUUCCACCUAAAACGCUCUCAUUCCUGCAUUUGCUAUAAAAUCCUCUGCUUUACAUGAGACACGAAAGAGGUGGCACCAUGGUUGCAGAACUCUCAAUACACCGACCAACUUUUGGUUCUCUCUUGCAUUCAGAUCCUGCUUUUUUUACUAAUCAAGAAGAGGACGAUUCUAGCAACAAAAACAGCCCAACCUCUGGCAACAUGAGUCCUGGAUAUUACAAUGGCAGCACCCCACCGAGUGGCGAGGGCUCUCCUUACCUCUCGCCAUGGAACCAGCUAUCUCCAUACACUAAAUCUCCAUGGGUAAUACCAUCUCCAGUCAACCAUAGCUUCUCUAAGAAUGGCCUUGUUGGAUCCCUUGCACGUGAAGAAGGCCAUGUUUAUUCUCUAGCUGCUUCUGGUGAUUUGCUAUACACUGGCUCUGAUAGCAAGAACAUACGUGUAUGGAAUAAUUUGAAGGAGUUUGCUGGGUUUAAAUCCAACAGUGGCUUGGUUAAGGCCAUUGUUAUACACGGUGACAAGAUUUUCACUGGUCAUCAAGAUGGCAAGAUCAGAGUAUGGAGGGCAUCUUCCCGAAAUCCUAGUGCUUACAAACGAGUUGGAACCGUACCAACUCUUAAAGAUUACGUCAAAAGCUCUGUGAACCCCAAGAACUACGUAGAAGUUCGUAGACAUCGCAACGUUUUGCGUAUCAAGCAUUUCGACGCCGUUUCAUGCCUGAGCCUGAACGAAGAUCAGGGUUUAUUAUACUCAGGAUCCUGGGACAAAACCCUAAAAGUUUGGCGAACUUCAGACUAUAAAUGCCUCGAAUCAAUUAACGCACACGACGACGCCAUAAAUUCAGUCGUCACCGGGUUUGAUUCGUUGGUGUUUACCGGCUCCGCUGAUGGAACAGUAAAAGUGUGGAGAAGGGAGCUUCAAGGGAGAAGAACCGGGCACUUCUUGGUUCAAACACUGUUAAAACAUGAAAACGCGGUAACAGCGCUCUCAGUAAAUGAAGAAUCAAUUUACUGCGGAUCAUCCGAUGGGCUGGUAAAUUUCUGGGAACGUGAAAAGCACUUGUCACAUGGUGGGGUCCUUCGAGGCCACAAAAUGGCCGUCCUAUGCCUGGCGUCUGCUGGUAAUUUGGUGUUUAGUGGGUCCGCCGAUAAAAGUAUUUGUGUUUGGCGUAGGGAGGCUGGUGGGGUCCAUACUUGCCUGUCAGUUUUAACUGGUCAUGGUGGUCCGGUGAAAUGCCUGGCCGUUGAAGAAGAUCGAGAAUCUGAUAAAGGAGAUCAACAUUGGAUAGUGUAUAGCGGGAGCUUAGACAAAUCUGUAAAGGUCUGGCGCGUGUCGGAGAACGCCCCAGAGUGGAGGGGGGAUCAAUCACCUAGAUUGAGUUCCUCUUCACCGACCCAAAGCAAAAGACGAUAUCAUGGCUAGACUGUAUUAUUGAUCAUGACGCGAGUUGAAUGAGACUACAGGUUCACGCGAACCGGGGACCCUGCAGCUAUGCCGUGGAGCGAGGGUUAAAGUGGUGCUAAUCAAUUCAUGGAUCACCCGAUUCUGGGGACCAAAUUGCUUGGAUGGUUGGGCUUCAAGACAUGAACAUCCAUGGUGUUGACGGCUCAGACAUGCACGUAGUUAAGGGAAGCUAUUCAUUAAAGAAGGCCUCCAUCGAAGAAAUUGAUGCUGCAUGCCAACCUUGAUUUCAGUUCAAGGUCUUAUCAGAUGUUUAAGCAGGCAUGCAGGGCAAAUAACCAGGUGUCCCUUGAGUUUACAGGAAAUGUUUUGUGUGUUCUGUUGAACUUAAUUUGAAAGGGCCGUGAUUUGUAAAUAAUAAUAGUAUAAUUAUUUUAAAAUUUUUGGUUA